UCUUCCCAAACAGUUUCAUGUCCCAUGUGUUGCGACAGUAUGACAGUCUUCCAAGCGUCUAAUAUUAAUGAAUUUGCUACGUUGCGUUAUAUUUUGCAUACCAUAGCUGGUAUGUUAAAUGUAAUUUAUUUUAGUUUAUAGAAAUUUUAAGUCAUUGUCUUUGUAUUCCCACGAUUUCGUUAAAAUAUCUCCAGAUGCCGGAGAAAGACGAGGGGUGGCAGGUGGCCCGUCGGAAGAAGGGGGCUAAUCGGAGGAGAAAGCCGUCUCAUCCGGGCGAUCAGACCCCAGAGCAUAGCGAGACACUGGAUCUCCAGAGAACCAAGAAGCGAAUCACAGAAACCAUGUCUGAGCUGAGGUGUACAGACUUUUGGCCAGAGUGGAAGGAACAACUCGCAGGCAUUUUGUUAGCUCCAGGAUCUUCCGAGGCUGGCCGCGACCUGGCCCCUGAGGCCCCUGGAGCUUCUGUCAGCGUGCCAGGGUGUGAGGGAGGUGUGGAGUCUGAGUUGGAAUGUGUGUGUUACGGCCUGGGCUCCUUUUCUUCCUGUGUGUCAGCCCGCUAUCAGCUGGCCAUGCUGCUCCUCUUGCUGGACUCUCUACAGAUCCCGGUGAAGAGCUGCUCUUUGUACGACCCUGUGUUCUCCUCGGGGGAGAGGGAGAUACUGAGGGAGCUGGGCCUCACAGUCCUCACUGAGAACGAGGAAGGGAAGAGACAGGUGACCAGGUCCACUCUGUUUUACCUGAUGCAUUGUGGGAAAGCACUGUACAACAAUCUGCUGUGGAAGAACUGGCAGAGAGAAACUCUGCCCCUGCUGACCAUCGUAGGAAACAGCUUCUCUGGCAUACAUGAGAGAAUGGUGGAGAGGGAGCUUCAGAGAGACUACACAUACAUUGCUCAUGCUGUGAGUGUGGUCUGUGAGCAACCCCUUCCCUGCUCCCCCCGCCUCCUGGACGUCUUCAACGACACAGCUCUCAUCACCUUCCCCCCCCUCAGCCUUGACAAACUCCCUCCACGCACCUGGGAGCAGCCGCCAGAGCCGCUGUACCAACACUUCCCCGACCUGGAGAUCAUACAGAGACAACAACACAGAUAGGAGGUUCCCUCAUGGAACAGUCUGGAACACUGGGUUGGCCCUGUGUGUGUGUGUGUGUGUGUGUGUGUGUGUGUGCGUGCGUGUGUGGG
Molecule: messenger RNA, 1180 nt
Organism: Osmerus eperlanus (European smelt)
Lineage: Eukaryota; Metazoa; Chordata; Actinopteri; Osmeriformes; Osmeridae
Gene: srrd
Product: SRR1 domain containing
Exons: 7
Coding region: 195-1091 (298 amino acids)
Biological process (GO): microtubule-based process
Cellular component (GO): nucleus; cytoplasm
Source: RefSeq, a predicted model, not a curated record